Aspergillus terreus NIH2624 is the source of this 2469-nucleotide messenger RNA. RefSeq lists its product as uncharacterized. Bases 1 to 2469 code for a protein of 822 amino acids. Lineage: Eukaryota; Fungi; Ascomycota; Eurotiomycetes; Eurotiales; Aspergillaceae. The record is from RefSeq and is a predicted model, not a curated record. The transcript is spliced from 3 exons.
AUGGAUCCUGAAGAUGAGGCCCCCCCGCCGUAUUCCGCCGUCGACCCUUUAGCCUCGCAGACAAACAACAACCGGAAUUUACUUCGUUUGCGCGGCGGCAAUAAUGCCCUGAAUGAUACCGUCUCAAGCGAUGGCUCCAGCUCGGGCCUAGAAGUCGCCAUCACCUCUCCUCUCCCGCCCGCCAACUUCACCUCUGCGGCCGCUUACUUCGCCGAGCGCCCGCCGCCCGUCUUUGACGAGGAAUGUCCCAUUCGCGAACACCAACUCACCAUCUACCCCCGGAGCCAAUCCAAGGACUUCCCCCGACGCCCACGAUGCUGGGGCCCGCGGACGAAUCAUAUCACCCAGCAGGACUGGGACACCUUUCUACGAUAUCUGUUUCCCCCGCACUUGGGACUGGCCUCGACCUCCGCCCAACUUUCCCGGCAGAUCAGGGCGCAGAUCCAGCGAGACCGCAAGGAUCGACCACAGGAGACCGACGAGCAGCGCCGGGUGCGCAUUUCGGCCGUCAUCACGGAAUGGAAUCGAUACUUUUUUGAGCCCCGCGCCGUCUGCAUCGUCUUUGUCUACGUGACUAAUCAACGAAAUGCGCCCCUCUCGCCUCUCUGCCCAAAAUGCUAUCCUUCCGCGACAAAGGUAUCGCAGGACAAUCGCGCCGCCGCGACACAAAGCGCCGGUCGAGGGCGCCUCGUACGCCCUGGCUUACCGCCAGUACCAGGCCAACCCAUCCCCCAAGCCAACACAGCAUAUCCUCCGGCGCCUUAUGCAUACCCGACCACACCCGUGUCUCCCGCCCCGUUUGCGCCGUACGGGGCAACCCCGUAUCCUAAUCCCGCCGCUCCGCAUUACCCUUACUACCACCCGCAGCCAUCACCUUACCAACAACCGUGGGGUUGGAACGCCCAACCAUGGCCUCCCCAACACCAAAAUUCCAGCCCCUCCAGUAAGGGUGGGCCCCUCGGCUGGAUUGCGUCACUCGCCUCGCAAGCGCAGAAAUACGGUGAACGCAUCUCCGAGCAAGCCGAGCAUUACGGUCGACAGGUAGAGGAACAAGCGCUGGCACACGGCCGGUGGAUUGAGGAACAAGCGGGAUUGCAAGGCCGCAAGGUGGAGGACAUGUUUGGCGGGUUUUCGAGACCGCGGGAUGAGUGGCCGGCCACUCAAGCGUAUUAUCCCAACGGCCCGUAUCCGUACGGUUAUCCACCUGCAGUCCUACCUCCAGCCGAACCUCCCACUCCAGUCACCCCGUUAUCCCUACCAAACCAACAAUCACCGCAACAGCAACCGCAACCACAGCCACAGCGGCCGCGUCGGGCAUCCACAGCAUCGAUCUCGUCGGACUCGUCGUUCAGCUCGAUCGAUUCACUGUCAACCACGUCCGAACUGAGUUCAUCAGAUCUGGCCACCGUGCGAGCACAGCUACUUUCCCUGGACGAGCACCACGACCGUGAACUGCACGACGCCGCCGUGGGUCUGCGUCGCCAGCUGGAUGAACUGCGGGAGUCACGGCGGCAGACCCGCCUCAAUGGACGCUCCCAUCACUGGGGCAGCGGACGCACGGGCUGGGGUCGCUGGGAGUCGCCGCAACAGCAAGAACGCAGCCGCGAAGAGCGUCGUGCGAUCAAGGAAGAGACGCGGGCGACGCGCAAAGUCUUCCGGGAAGUACUCCGACGAGCGCGGGAGGAGCAGCGCGAACGCCGACGCAAGGACCGUAGUGGUCUUAAGCGAGAGACAGCGCGGAAGGAAGACGAAGCGGAAGACGGAUCUGUACCACUGGACCAGCGGCUGCAGAACCUGGAGCUGACGGGGAACCGCGAAAGUCGAUCGACGGUGCAGUCCUUCCCGUCGCCGACGCGGUCGGUGUCGGAAGUCAGCACGGUCAGUAGUCCGAUCAGCACGCCGAGCACGGUGUCACUGCAGAGCACUCGCAACGUGACGGCCGGGAAGCCGGGUAGCAGCAGGACUGAAGCGAGCGAGAAGAAGUCGGAGGGGACGGGGAACCGCCUGGGCCUCAUUCUUCUCAACCAGAUCACCCACCCCCAGCCCCCGCCCCACCUUGACCUUGACCGUCUUCUCCUGCUCCGCCGCGCCCGUCUCCUUCUUACCCAGCGACCCAACCUCAUCGCCCUCAUCGGCCUCCUUCCCGUCGGCCUCGGCGCGCAGCCGGUCCUGCCGCUCAAUCUCGGCCCAGUUCAUCCACAUAUCCGUCAGGUCGAGGCGCAUGGGCCGAGACAUAGCUGGCGCGGUGGGACUCGGCCAUGGCGCGUUCUACCCAUUCAUCACCUGUUAGCAUGGUCUUCCACCGCCCCCAACCAACCUUUUUACCCGCCGCAGGCGGGGGCGGGGGCGCAGUCAAAUGAAGGGGGAAAAAAAGAAAGAGAAGGAAGGAAAAAAACGUACGAGACAUCCGCAUCAGCCGCUCCGCAAUUCCCAGUCUACGAUGCGUGCGCAUCACGCUCAAACUCGUGA